Molecule: messenger RNA, 2894 nt
Organism: Fomitiporia mediterranea MF3/22
Lineage: Eukaryota; Fungi; Basidiomycota; Agaricomycetes; Hymenochaetales; Hymenochaetaceae
Product: DUF1630-domain-containing protein
Exons: 9
Coding region: 49-1632 (527 amino acids)
Cellular component (GO): recycling endosome
Molecular function (GO): guanyl-nucleotide exchange factor activity
Source: RefSeq, a predicted model, not a curated record
CAGACUCCGGAGCGAACAACGCGACGGCUGCCGUCAUUUAACCAACACAUGCGGCGACCUUCUUCGUCAUCUCAUGUAUCACCAACAUCGCCAGACUUCCUGUUGGAGAGGCAGGAGAGGAGCAAGCCACGUCGGCCUUCCUUGCACCAUCUCUCCCGGUCGCAAACAUUGCCUCGAAGUUACCCAAGAAGUCCAGUGAGAGAGAAGACAAUAAACUCCCUAGAUGUAUCCCUGGAGCCUGAAGUGGUCUUGAAAUUAAGGAGAUGGAUAUUCUGCGCUCUCGUUGUAAACUUCGACCUUGACUUGGGACCUGUUGUGGACGGUAUCUGUCCCCCGACCUCCUUUUCGGAGAUGGAGAAGGAGAACAUUUGCUUCUCUUCGUUUCCUGACUCAUUUCGUUAUGCGGAGGGCGCGGAGGCGCAUACAUUCCGAAUACGAGAGCAGUCACCUACUUCGGCCUCACACGAUGGCUUCCUGUAUGGUUUCUCCUACUUUCGAAGGCGGAAGGAUUCAACAUCUUUGCGUGGUUAUGACCAGAGAUCGCUGAUCAUCCUGGCAUAUCAUCCUUGGCCUUCAUUAUUUUUGGAACUAAUUAAACGCCUUGGACCGAUGUUUCUUGCUCACGGAGGACCUAUGCUAGAAUCAGCCUGCCACAACAUCGCUAACUGGCCUGCACCAGAUCCAGGAACGACGCAUGAACUAGGCUUCCUAGGCUCUGUCCUUACUGUUGAAUUGCCAGGCGGUGUCGACCAGCAACAGAGUAUCGAGAUGUCAUCAUUUCGCAAAAAGUUUGACCCAGAUCUACAUCUCUUAGCAUCAGUUGCGCCAGUAGCACCACCUCCGCUACGACUUUUUGCCGCAUCAGUCACACAUUUAUGGUCAAUAUGGGAGUGCAUACUCUUAUGUGAACCACUUCUUGUUUUUGGUCCCUCGCCUGCAAUGACCAGUCAAGCUAUUUGGUGGUUCGUUGACAUCUUGAGACCCGUCUCCUUUGUGGGAGACUUUCGCCCAUACUUCACAAUUCAUGAUAAAGAAUACCACACGAUUGUCAAUAAAAAUCGGCCGAAGUCGGGACUAUUACUGGGUGUAACCAAUCCACUGUUUGAGAGUAUGUGCAAGCACUGGCCCCACAAGCUCAGUUUGGGCGAGGAAAUCGAUACAUCAAAAUCGAUUGGGUCGAAUAAUCCCAUUAUCGCUGGUCCUGUGCCCGGGUGGCAGACCAAAACUCACAAUCGCUAUAUUUCAAAAGAUAGAGAUCUACUGAAGCAGCUAGAAUCUGCUAUAAAGAAAGGUGGACCUUUGGAUGUGGACGGGAGAUUGUCGCUGCUCUUACGACGUCACUUCACCACCCGCUCCGUUCAAUUCCUUGUUCCGCUGAAUCGCUACCUUAACACACUUAUACCUUCGCCCGCAACUGGUUCAGUGGGAGGGGCUCCACCCGCGCAAUCGCUAAAGCCAUUCAACCGAGAUCAUUUCUUUGCAUCACUUAAGACUCACGGAUCGCCACUUCCCUUUCGUAGCUCAGCGAAGCAAAAGGAGUUUUACGAGCGCUGGCUGCGGACACCUGCGUUUGGGCUCUGGAUGGCGAAGCAGGAGGAAACGAUCAACCAGUUUCUACGAGGGACCUCAUAGGCGUUGCAUCCGAACCAGACCUACCUUUUUAUCCAUUAUACUCAAGGUGACCACUUCGGAGAUUCUCGCGAAUGUACAUAGCCCUCGUGAUAUACUGUGCAUAUCAUCAUGAUUCCGAGCUUUUAAGGCUACAUUUUUAGCCGCCAACGAUCGUGCUUCAGCUACACACCUGCCGGGUGACGAUGGACCAGCUAGUUCGUGAAGAAAUCACGGUGCCCCUCUACAACCCUAAUGAAGUCAAGCAACCCUCCGAAAGGAGACACGAGCGUCUCGUUGGAGUCUAGGAUGACGUUGCGGAUACCAGUUUGACGGAUGUACUUCUCGUUUUCUGGGCGCAAGCUAGCGCAUUGACGCAAGGAAACCUCUUCCAGCUCACUGACACCCUCAAGCGGACGUCCAUUCCUGCUAACUCGGCUCUCCAGAACGGGAACAAUAUCUGCGUCCUCAAAGUCCUCGCAUCCCCCGAAUCUGAUGGACUUGAGGUUGGGAACCACUUGUUGGUCGGUCCGAUGAGGUUCCCAAACCAACGCGCGCAACAAGACUGGCGUAAUGAGGGCGUGAUUGAUCGUCAGAUGUGUGAGCGUCGGUGUUGCUCGAAGAAUGUCAAGGAGACACAUGUCCGUUGCACCCAUAUCACCUAUUGCAAGAUGCGUGAGAGGUGGGCGUUCACUCGCUGUGAUGAAGCGAAGCAAAGUAUCCCAGAUUCCAUUCAGCGUUUCUGCUCCUCCACGCAUUGCAAGUCGCUCGAGCUUCGGUGCGGAGAUGACCUCAAAUAAUGGUCGAGAAUCUAGAGGUACCUCCCAGCUGUCCCAGCUGACGUAGAGAGCCCGUAGCUUGGGAAGCUCAAGUCGACCAUAUGUAGCAUCGACUUCAGAGUCAUUUGAACGGUUCAGCCCGAUGUACGCAGUAUGUAGGUUUGGCAGUUCCCUCAGUAUUUCUACUGCUGUCCGGCAGUCCAUCCAGAAUGGAUUCCGCAUCUCCGAAAGCUCCAGCCGAGAAAGCUGUCGUUGACUGUAGAGAGACUGUUGGUCGAGCCCGAUGUUCUCGAGCGAAAGGAAUGUUAGCUUGGGCAUCUGUUUCGACAGAUCAAGAUGCAAAGGUCGUGAGGACGUUACCACCUCGGAAAUCCCGACCAAGUCCAAGACUUCCAACGACAUCAUUCCGUCAAAGCCCAGGUCAGCUGCAACAGAUAAAGGAAGCGUGCCUUGCAAUGAGCGAAUACGAUGUCGAUGAGGGGAGAUAAGUGCCAUAAGUGUCCUGUA